Liolophura sinensis is the source of this 2361-nucleotide messenger RNA. RefSeq names its product E3 ubiquitin-protein ligase RNF166-like. Bases 36 to 713 code for a protein of 225 amino acids. Gene Ontology annotation, biological process: protein polyubiquitination; ubiquitin-dependent protein catabolic process. Lineage: Eukaryota; Metazoa; Mollusca; Polyplacophora; Chitonida; Chitonidae. Gene Ontology annotation, molecular function: ubiquitin protein ligase activity. The record is from RefSeq and is a predicted model, not a curated record. The transcript has 7 exons.
AGCUGAACUCUUGCACGUUUGUAAAUAUCUGUGGCAUGAAAAUGGCUUCGGGAAGUUCCAAGUCUAAACUGAAAGUGUCGCCAUCAGAAAUGGAUUCCGUGACAUGUUCAAUAUGUUUAGAUAUAUACGAGAAGCCGAUGAAAAUAGCUUGUGGUCACAGAUUUUGUGAACAUUGUAUAAAGCCGUAUAGUUCGCUCUCUCAGCCACAGUGCCCGCUAUGUCGUCAACUUUUUGACCCAAAGUCCACCCGGAAAGACAGUGAUCUGAAGAAAUUUAUCAGUUCUAGCAAAGGACAGUGUACAUGGUGUGGGAAAGAGAUGAGUCUGUCCAAACUUCGAUCUCAUUCAUCGUCUUGUUCUAAAAUGGACAAAUCUGUUCCCCAUUUUCAACCAGUGGCACACACAAGCCAGCCCAUCCCAAACGAUGUACCAAACCGCUCCACGUUUCAGUGCCCAUACUGUGGUCUGAAGAACCUUGAUACUCAUGGCCUUGUAAAGCACUGUAAUGAACAACAUCAGAGUGGACCAUCUCAACUUACAUGUCCAAUUUGUUCAGCCAUGCCUUGGGGUGACCCCAACAGGAAGAGCAGCAACUUUAUACAACACCUAAAUCUGAGACAUAAAUUUGAAUAUGAUACAUUUGUGGACUUUGCUCAGGACGAUGACACAAUGCUGCAGGCAGCAUUACAGGCAUCAUUACAGGAAUUUUCUUAACGUGGAGGAUGACAGGUUGAAGUAUAAGGUGGUUAUCUCUGGGCCAUCAUCUUAACAUCUGCCCAAGGUUGUUAAAGAAUAUAGUCAUACAUCUUAACAUAAGUACAUAAACAGCUUAAAAAUUCAAUGGAGAAAUGCAAGUUUUAAGCUGUGUUACAUAGUUUUUGUUUUUUGUUUUAUGUCACAGUUUUCAUGUGGAACACAUAAGUACCUGUAUUUACUCCCAACACAUCAACCAAAUGUUGCCUGAAAAGGUACUUGUAUAUCUUAUUCUCCACAGAGCAGCUGUAACAAUCAAUUUUCCUGGUUUGUAUCAGUCUUUUUUUAGUUUGUUUUCAUAGCUUACAUGUAUGCUAGUGGGGAAGAAAUUUAGUGAAUCUUUUUUUAGGGUUUUGUUGAUUCUGAAUGUUUGCUUUUAUUAUGAUAUGAUUUUAGAGACUGUGUAGAGGAAGUAUUUAAUUAUAUAAUGAACCACACUACUUCCUUUGUUAUUAUUGAAAUGUUGAUACUGGUAGCAAGAUAACGUGUGAUGCUAGAACACAUUUUGUGUAUACCUCCUGGUCUGCAUUGUAGUCUCUUGUUUGUACACGAUUAUGUGGGAUUGAUUUGUUUUAUUCUCCUUAUUCAUAUUUUUUAUGACCAAAUCAGUUUAAUGUAAGAAUGAAAAUCUUGAAUUGUCUUCUGGGACAUGUGUUUCAUGAAUCAUGUGUUAAACAUGUAAUUGUCUCAAUUGUCUAAAAUGUCAAAAUCAUACUAUCUUCAGUGUUUCUGACAGGUUAGGUGUUUGUACAAUAUGUAAUAUAUAAAUAGACCAUAAGCCCAGUAUUAGAGAUAGAUUUGUAAUGCGAACCUAGUCACAUUAAUCACCAAUAUGUCCCAUAUAUAGGCCUGUGUGUAGUUUUAGAGUUCCUUUGAAUCAGGAAUCAGGAAGAAAAGAUUCCACAUUUAAUGUUAAUAUUCCUGUGAUUUCUAUACACUGUUUUAUUUAAUAUGAUAGCAUAUGAAAAUAUAAUAUCUGAGGCACUUCUACAGCUUCACCUUGGUAUACACAUGAGUGUAGCUUGGGUAGAGAGAGUAUAUCAGUUUGAAACAGUAAAAUGGGUGCACUGUUUUGUAAAAAAGAAAGCAUAAAAGGAAUGGAAGCAGUAAAGAAUUUUCUCUAUGAACUUUAACUUGUUUUUUUUUUAUAUAGCAGUAUAGAUAGCUGUACAAUGAUCAUUGCAUCUUUGAAGUUACAUAUUCUUCUGGUCUUGUCCUAAGUAAUGAAAGAUUGACAUCCCCUAUGCACUUUUAACAAGCAUUGCAAUAAUGAGACAAAUUUUCAGUGCUUUUAUAAUUCAAGGUUUUUAACAUGAGAAAACUUAGAUAAAAGUUUUAACUCAGAAGUGAUUGUGAAUUAUAAAGCCACAUUGUGAUAUUACUUAAUUGUUUGUGGAUCAUUACCUAAGGCUCUUGCUGCCUAAAGCUUAGUGCUGUCAUUUUUAUGGGUUUUUUUGGGUUUUUUUCAUUUGUUUCGAAUUUAUCUCUGAACUGUAUGUGAAAGUAUUGUAUAGCUUACUCUGUCUAGUAUUUGUAUAAAACUCUAAAAAUGUAUUAUAAUGCAAACAAAGUGUAACAAAAACACAAUAAUAUUAUAAAGCUUCCAAUG